AUGUCCAACGAAGGAGAAGAUAUGCAAGGGCUCAACAAUCUUGGAGAAGAGCUUAGGUUGAUUGAUUUCAAGGCGAGAUCUCAAGCAAGCAUCUACAUUGGCGAGGAGCAAAGGGGCAAGGAGAUGCAAGCCCCACCAAGCACGGAAGGCUCUUUACUGAGGGUGCCACUCAACAUGGCCACCCAAGCAUUGGGCAAGCAAGCGAAGAUAGGUGUCGGACUAGAUAGUCUAGACGAGCAGGCUGCUCGAACAAGGAAGGCAACAACCGGUCUAGGCACCGAUCUGGACAAUCUGGGCGAGCAAGCUAUUCGUGCAAGAGAGGCAGCAACCAGUCUAGGCUCUAAUAAUCAGGGUAGUCUAGGUGAGCAAGCUGCUCGCUCAAGGGAGGCAACAACACUGGGCCCUUGCAAGAGAGGGAGCGGGAUCGGGAUUAGCUGGGCGAGCUAG
Ilex paraguariensis (yerba mate) is the source of this 447-nucleotide messenger RNA. NCBI's taxonomy places the organism in Eukaryota, Viridiplantae, Streptophyta, Magnoliopsida, Aquifoliales, Aquifoliaceae. The record is from the annotation of a GenBank genome assembly.